Verruconis gallopava is the source of this 1531-nucleotide messenger RNA. RefSeq lists its product as uncharacterized. The record is from RefSeq and is a predicted model, not a curated record. The coding region runs from base 170 to 1369 and encodes 399 amino acids. Lineage: Eukaryota; Fungi; Ascomycota; Dothideomycetes; Venturiales; Sympoventuriaceae. Gene Ontology annotation, cellular component: nucleus; transcription factor TFIIK complex. The transcript has a single exon. Gene Ontology annotation, molecular function: cyclin-dependent protein serine/threonine kinase regulator activity. Gene Ontology annotation, biological process: regulation of cyclin-dependent protein serine/threonine kinase activity; regulation of transcription by RNA polymerase II.
ACAGCAUUUACCAUAGUGGUCAUCUGGAGGAGGCGCUCGUUUGGAGCCGUGCGUCCAGGAGGCUUUCUGACGCUCCCCCGUGUUCGUAAUCUCGACGCCGAUGACGGCGUUAAAGUUGUUCGAGCGCGACUAAGACACGUUCAUCGACCACAACCACCUGUCCCGCGCCAUGAAUGAAGAUGCGAUAUACAGGUCAUCGUCACAGUAUCGUUUCUGGAGCUUCACGCCGGAGAAGCUAGCAGAUCUCCGCGCCAAAUCGAACGCGCUCGCCUCGGAUCACAUCAACGCCCUCGUGAAGCGGCGGAAGGCUGCCUCUGCGGUUCCAUCUUCAGCGGAAGGCACGCCAUCGGUGAGCGACGCGGACGUUAAGAAUGGCGGCAGCAAUGGCAAGAAGGACGAUGGCGAAGUCGAGCGGCUUACUGUGGAGGAAGAGAUCGAACUGCUCAAAUACUACUGCAGCAACGUCCUCGCUCUCGGCAACGAUCAGUUCAAGUACCCUGUACACGUCACCGCGACGGCGAUCCAGUUCCUGAAGCGCUUCUAUCUAACACACUCGCUAAUGGACUAUGCUCCCAAAAGGAUUAUGCCCACAGCCCUAUUCCUGGCCAACAAGACGGACAACCAAAUGCACUCUCUCGAUCAUUUCUUGCGCGACGCACACAAGAUCGACGGGCUGAAAGAGGUGACAAGAGAAUCGAUCCUAGGUCCAGAGUUCCUGUUCACGCAGGCCCUCCGUUUUCACUUCGACGUUCGCCACCCGUACCGCGCUCUCAAAGGCAUCGUGCUCGAAGGUCACCAGCUCGUCCACAUAUGCCAGGGCCACAAAGCACCCGCUGGCUGGACCAGGAUGAGCGAGGAUGACAUACGAGAUCGCCUUCUGAAAGAUGGCAGUGUGUCGCCCAAAGAGUUCGAGAGGCGCGUCUUGUCUACGUACGAGAAAGCGAAGGAGUACCUGUCCACCAAGGCGUUGAUCUCGGACGCCUACUUUCACUACUCACCCUCGCAGAUCGCUUUCGCCUCUUGGUCGUGCCACGAUCCGGAUUUCGUGAACGACUUGCUUGACGUAAAGCUGAGCGGCGUUGUGCCGGCACGCGAGAAGCACAAGAUCAUGGAUGCAAUUGCGGCGUGUGCCACCAUGCUAAAGGAGACCCAAGUUCCAAAGGAGGAUAACGACCUCAAGAAGAUGAACAGGAAGAUGCUAAAGUGCAAUAAGAUUAAUGCAAGGGAUCCUGCUGAGGCCAAAGCCAAGAAACGGGCGGCAGACGGCGUAGACGAGCAAGCCGUGAAAAAGAGAAAGCUGGAAAGGGAAGCGUUCGAAAAACAGGGCAAUGAUCUUUUUGGACCGAAUUUGAUCAAGAAAGUAGCCUAGCAUUUUUGUUGCUGUGCCAUACUCAUUUUACAAGCUAGCAAAACCGCAUAUUAGAUGGAUCCUACUGUCGGCUUCCAGCCCAAGUUGGAGAUUGUAAGAUACGAAAGUCACAAAUACCCGAGCAUGCGAUUAGCUCAACUGAUUUUUUUUUUUUAAAAAAAA